This is a messenger RNA of Lactuca virosa, 2163 nucleotides long. The record is from the annotation of a GenBank genome assembly. Lineage: Eukaryota; Viridiplantae; Streptophyta; Magnoliopsida; Asterales; Asteraceae.
AUGUCCCUGGCAAGUGAUCUGCCAUUUCUAGGCCCACGUUCUGGUCCUUCAAGCAUGGAGCUUAAGCAACUAUCUCGACGACCAAAGCACCAUGUCUCACCAACGCUCGGAGAGCUUCUGCAAUUCGUCGGAGACGCCAAUUCUUCUCCCAACGCCGGCCAUGGUGUUUCUGAUCCACUUCACGCAUCACCUUUUGUUCUUUCUUUCAAUAGUCUCACAUAUAGUGUUAAAGUCUCUCGAAAGACGGCCGUUCCUAAUUCACUAGAAGGUGGUAAGGUGGAGAUGUCGAACACUAAGGUUUUGUUGGAUGAUAUCUCCGGCGAGGCGAGGGAAGGCGAGAUCAUGGCGGUGCUUGGUGCCAGUGGGUCGGGAAAGUCGACGUUAAUCGACGCACUUGCAAACCGGAUUGCGAGAGGGAGCUUGAAAGGUACUGUGACGUUGAACGGUGACAUUCUUGAGUCAAAGUUGCUCAAAGUUAUAUCCGCCUACGUCAUGCAAGAUGAUUUGUUGUUUCCCAUGCUAACCAUCGAAGAAACGCUGAUGUUCUCGGCUGAGUUCCGGCUUCCUCGGACACUGUCAAAGUCGAAAAAGAAAGCAAGAGUUCAAGCACUGAUCGAUCAGUUAGGUCUCAGAAAUGCUGCUAAAACAAUCAUCGGAGAUGAAGGUCAUAGAGGGGUUUCCGGUGGUGAACGCCGCCGUGUUUCUAUCGGAACCGACAUCAUCCAUGACCCCAUCGUGCUGUUUCUUGACGAACCUACAUCUGGGCUCGACUCCACUAGUGCUUACAUGGUGGUAAAAGUCUUGCAACGUAUUGCUCAAAGCGGAAGCAUAGUGAUCAUGUCGAUACACCAACCUAGUUACAGACUCAUGAGUUUGCUCGAUAAAUUGAUCUUUCUUUCAAGGGGACAAAUGGUUUUCAGUGAUAUCCCAUCAAAACUACCUGAUUUCUUCGCAGAAUUCGGAAACCCAAUCCCAGAAAACGAUGAUCGAACUGAAUUCACCCUCGACUUCAUCCGAGAGCUCGAGAUGUCCGAUUUAGGAACCAAACGGCUAGUUGAGUUCAACAAGUCAUGGGCUGCAAGAAACAAAAAUCAUGACACCAGAUCAGUCCCAGAAGCCAAACUGUCACUAAAAGAUGCCAUAAGUGCAAGCAUUUCAAGAGGCAAGUUAGUCUCGGGCGCUACGAACAUUGAUUCGAAUCUAUCCUCGUCAGUUCCAACAUUUGCAAACUCUUUUUGGGUCGAGGUUCUUGUGAUAGCAAAACGUUCGAUGCUCAAUUCAUGGCGAUCACCUGAACUUUACGCGAUCCGUCUAGGCGCUAUCAUUGUUACCGGAACUAUUCUAGCAACCAUGUUUCGGAAACUGGACAAUUCGCCACGUGGAAUCCAAGAACGAAUAGGGUUUUUCGCUUUUGCCAUGUCCACAAUGUUCUACACUUGUGCAGAAGCCAUUCCUGUGUUCCUUCAAGAACGAUACAUAUUCAUGAGAGAAACUGCGUACAACGCUUACAGACGUUCAUCCUACGUUGUAUCUCACUCGAUCAUGGCCAUCCCUUCGUUAAUCUUCCUCUCAUUCGUAUUUGCAUGCAUAACCUUUUGGGCUGUAGGGUUAGCCGGUGGGACCAUGGGGUUUUUCACUUUCCUCCUCUUCAUAUUUGCCUCAUUUUGGGUCGGAAGCUCUUUCGUCACCUUCCUCUCCGGCGUUGUGACUCACGUGAUGCUUGGAUACACCGUUGUGGUUGCAGUUCUGGCGUAUUUCCUUCUCUUCAGUGGUUUCUUCAUCAGUCGUGAUCGAAUCCCGGCGUAUUGGUUAUGGUUCCAUUAUCUUUCACUGGUUAAGUACCCUUAUCAGGGUGUUUUGCAGAACGAGUUUGAUGAUCCUACGGAAUGCUUCGUGAGGGGAACUCAAAUCUUUGAUAAUUCGCCAUUAGGUGCGAUUCCAGACGCCAUGAAACUGAAGCUUUUGAAGAGCAUGAGCCAGGCACUUGGUGUGCCGCUUACGAGCUCGACUUGCUUGACAACUGGUGCAGAUAUAUUGAAGCGACAAGGGGUUACUGAUAUUAGCAAAUGGGGUUGCUUUUGGAUCACCAUAACAUUGGGUUUCUUGUUUAGAAUCUUGUUUUAUUUUGCUUUGUUGGUGGGAAGUAAGAACAAAAGGAGGUAA